GCACGUACCGCUGAGUUGGACGGAAGUCGUCGCGUCGCGUUCGGUUUCUUGUCGAUCGUCGGCUUUUUUUACAUUUGAAAAAAGUUGUUUAAAAAGUGUUUGCGAUCUUGGUGUAGAUUUUUCUGUUCCGAAAAGUUCGUGUUACGUGAAAAGUGUUUUUUGUUUCUCGCUUCCUGGUUAAAUCAAAGUGUGUCAAUCAUAAAUCAGGGUUUUCAGAAACAAUUCACACCUGUCAGUAGGGUUUCGUACAAGUGAGAGGGAGAGAGUGAUUGACUGAUCUCAAAAUGUGUGAUUCCAACGGGUUCAAGAACGGUGGUUCCAGCGAUUCCCAGAAUGGGUCCCACGAGAACGGGAACCAGCACCGGAAGCAGGAUGAGGAGGAAGAAACGGUUUAUCAUCCGGACACGAGAUACAAUGAUGGAUCAGUUCGGCUUCGGAAUCCCAACAUCGAACUCAUGGACCAGGACAUUCUGUACCAUCUGGCACUGGGCAGCGGCAGCCAUGAUCUGGUGGAGAUGUUUGGAGAUGUCAAGUUUGUCUGCAUGGGCGGCACCCCGAAGCGCAUGGAGAACUUUGCACACUUCAUCAUGGACGAGAUCGGCUACAAGCUGCCCGCCGGAACCCAGCUGCAGGACAUCAGCGCGUUCUCCUACCGGUACUCGAUGUACAAGGUCGGCCCAGUGCUGUCCAUCAGCCACGGCAUGGGCGUGCCCUCGCUCGGUAUUUUGCUGCACGAGAUGAUCAAGCUGAUGUACCACGCCAAGUGCAAGAACCCGAUCUUCAUGCGGAUCGGAACGUGCGGCGGAAUCGGCGUCGAGGGCGGCACCGUCGUCAUCACCGAGGACGCCGUCGACGGGCUGCUGCGGAGUACCCACGAGCUGGCUGUCCUGGGUAAAAUUGUCCAUCGUCCAGCUAUUCUCGACAAACGCCUAGUGCGGGAGCUGAAAUCGCUUGCGUCACAGGACGACCCCUACGACACGAUCGUCGGCAAGACCAUGUGCACGUCGGACUUUUACGAAGGUCAAGGUCGCCUGGACGGUGCGUUCUGCGAGUUUAGCGAGACGGAAAAGAUGGAGUACCUCGAGAAGCUGCACGACUUUGGCGUCGUGAACAUCGAGAUGGAGUGCACCAUCUUCGCGGCGCUCACGCACUACGCCGGCAUCAAGGCGGCGAUCGUGUGCGUCACGCUGCUGGACCGGCUCAAGGGCGACCAGGUGAUGUCGCCGAAGGAGGUCAUGAACGAGUGGCAGCAGCGGCCGCAGAUUCUCGUGUCGCGGUUGAUCCGCAAACACCUGGCCCAGGCCGGCCACCUCAAAGCGCUCGCGUCCCUGCCCAGUGCGAUCAAGUCGCCGCGACGCUUCAAGCUGGUCCAGCAGGAGUCGGAAGCGCACGAGUAAGCGCACGACGGGCAGACGACUUCCACACAGACAAGCAAGUAUAUUUACACAAACUCAUAUAAAAUUAACAAAAUUUGCCUGGCCGUGCCAUGGCGCAAGCUUUGGCCUGGUGUUCGUUACUUAGAAGAAACAAAAAGACAAGUUUUCGUCGGGAUACGAAGCAGAAGAUUAGGUGUUAGGGCAAACCCCCUCCACCCUCCCGCUGAAUGCACAUUCCAGUUAGCAAACAUUCGUUCUAACCUAAAAAAAUAAUUGCGGCCUGGCAUAUAUCGAACCGGGAAGAGAGCAGAAGGUAUCGUGAUAUUGCAAGCUUAGCCUAACUAGAACAAUAUUUCACCGUAAAUGAAGCGAUGGUUAGUUUGUUGUGACUUACGUUCAAUAAAUGACGUUUUCAACCAUAAAUGCUUUGUAAGCCCACUGAAAAAAUAACGGUGAAAUGUAUUUUAACUUAGAAGUGUGGUUUCGCGUUAGAGUGUUGCGAUGUAAACAAAGUGUUGUCAUUCUUUUUCAUCUUACACUCUGACAGGAAAUUAUGCAUUUUGAGUUAUAACAACUUCCAACAUAUUUUUUCAGUGGGUUUAAACACUACUUUCAAUUGAGUAAUUUUUCCUAACCAAUAGAAGAGUAAAAACCAACAAUUUUGCUUUAAACAAAAAAAAAAGAUUCAUAUUUUUCGUUUGCUUCUUGGAAAACAUUGUUCAAAAUUGAUCUGAUUAAACUUCUUUAAAAAAUGAGAAAAAAAAAACAUCAAUAUCUAAUGAAAACGACAAUAUGCGCCCAGCAAACUAUGUACGGCAAGCCUACAUAAUUAGCGUGCGCAGAGAGAACUAAAACCGGCUAGGAACAGUUUCAUGAGUAAAAAAAAUCGUUUUAAAAACGUUUUAUCGAAUAGACAACGAGAAAAGCAAAUGUGACCCGAUUUUGAGAAUAUUUUUUUCUGUUCGUUCGUUUUAAAUCGUUACUACUAAGCGUUAUUCGAUAGUUGUAUUAUUAUAUAUCCUCCAAUUGAAACACACCGUAUAUUAGCGUUAAUUGAGCAACUAAAGUUGCGGUAAUAUUAAGCGUCGAAAAAUAAAGCAAAUGAAAAAUUACAACAAAAAACAACUUCAAAUUGUCUUUUUUAGUUAUGCGUUCUGAUCAUAUAGUUGACAAAACAUCAAUGGAAGGCUCUAAAAAUGCAUUUAAAGAUUUAGACGAGUGAACUUAAAGCCAUAUCAUUUUGUUUACAAUCUUUUUCAAAAUAUAACCUAAACUAUGGGAGCUCUUUCUUUUCGAAAUUAAUUUUGAAUAACCAUUACCACUAUUGGAUGUUAAACACAGAAACACUACUCACUACUCAAAAAGAAAA
Culex pipiens pallens (northern house mosquito) is the source of this 2745-nucleotide messenger RNA. Its product is annotated as uridine phosphorylase 1. NCBI's taxonomy places the organism in Eukaryota, Metazoa, Arthropoda, Insecta, Diptera, Culicidae. The record is from RefSeq and is a predicted model, not a curated record. Bases 285 to 1397 code for a protein of 370 amino acids. The transcript has 7 exons. Gene Ontology annotation, cellular component: cytoplasm; cytosol. Gene Ontology annotation, biological process: nucleotide catabolic process; uridine catabolic process. Gene Ontology annotation, molecular function: uridine phosphorylase activity.